Messenger RNA from Dermacentor silvarum, 2648 nucleotides. RefSeq names its product synaptogenesis protein syg-2. The transcript is spliced from 9 exons. The coding region runs from base 810 to 2039 and encodes 409 amino acids. NCBI's taxonomy places the organism in Eukaryota, Metazoa, Arthropoda, Arachnida, Ixodida, Ixodidae. The record is from RefSeq and is a predicted model, not a curated record.
CGGAUACGGCCCGCAAGGCGAGUGCACGCGCAACGUGAGAGGUUGGCGUUCGAUACGUCGGUACUUCGGCGUACCCGUGAACUGACAUUAUCUCCUAUUAUUCGCUAGAUCUUGUUGCCCAACUACCACACUUCGUCAGUGUUGGACUGCAGUGUCGGCGCUGCGUUUGCGGAAAUGACUUGGAAAGACAGAGAGCACUUGUCACUGGCAGUGUCCGGCGAGUUUGUCACUGAGGCGGGGUGGCGAUAGUUUUAAAUAAGGCUCAGGUGCGCUAUCUAGGCUCGCGACUGGUGGGUUUUCCUGGGGAUCUACAUCUACGAGUCGGUUUUUGCAAAAUCAAGGUGCCCUUCGCUAGUACUGAACACUGUGGAGCUGCGCAUUUUGCCACCAGAAACCUACACGUCAGCAACAUUUAUUCGAGUGAAAAUCUAGUCCUGCAUACCUGCUCUUCUUCUGAAAGCAUAAUUUGGUUAUCGGUGUGCUGAAGCCUUCCUGCUUCGUGCACGUCCCGGAGUUAUGUAGGACACGCUAGUCAAAACAUUACGAUAAAAGUGAAGUGCUUCAUAAUACUAAUAGUCAGUUCUAGUCUAAGAUUGUACUGGUGAUCCCCUGCCGUCACUGAUGGACAGACACCUACGAAAUUCCUGGCUCGUGGCGCCAGCCGCUGCCUCUCGAACGGGUUGACGUAGUUGGAGCACCGCACAACACAGCUACCUGUGUGUGGACCAGUGAGGGGGACUGACACUGAACUCAGACUGCCCAGCUAUAAAUAGUUCGUCUAAGCGUAUAGUUGAAAGACCCCGAAGCACAUGAGCCCGACGACACCUCUGACUGAGAUGAGUGCGCGCGUCCUGUCCGGCGUGCGUGUUGCUGUGGCAGCUGUGCUGAUUGUAUUUGCUCAAGGUGCGCGCAGCAUCCGGUUCGAGCGCGUGGACGUUCCUGGCGCGGUGAUCAGCGGCGAACCCGUCCUGCUGCUCUGCGAGUACAAUCUGGAAGGCGCCGAGCUCUACUCGGUCAAGUGGUACAAGAACAACGUGGAGUUCUACCGGUACUUGCCCAGCGACGCUCCGCCGGGUCAGAAGUACGACCUCGUCGGACUCUACGUGAACUUGUCCAAGUCCAACCACAACCGGGUGUACCUGGACCGUACUGACCUCAACAGUGAAGGCAGCUACGGCUGCGAAGUGUCCACUGAGGGACCAGAAUUCCGAACAAUCAUCUUUGAGAAGGACCUCAACAUCUACGUGUUGCCGGAGCGUGGGCCCGUCAUCGAGGGCGUGCGGGGACGCUACCAACUGGGAGACGUCCUGAACGCCACCUGUAGGUCGAGGCCCUCCAAACCAGCACCCUUCCUCAACUGGUUCGUCAACGGAAAGCUGGCGCCAUCCCACCAGGUGACGCACAAGGGCCCAUACCGGCGCGCCAAUGCGUUGCAGGCGUCCGUGUCCACUCUGCGAUUCCAGAUCACGGCCCGCCACCUGGCUCACGGCUUGAUCAGGCUACGCUGUUCCUCCUCGAUCAACAAGAACCACUCGCGAAGCAGCCAGGAACUUCUCAUUGGCACGCAGAGGCACCUGGCUACUGAGAAAACUUACGAAGAGGAGAACGCACCGACAGUGACCGGCGUGAAGCCGUACUACUCGGUGGGAGACACGAUCGACCUCAACUGCAGCGCUGUCAUGGCAACCGAUGAGAUUGAACUCGAGUGGUUCAUCAAUGACGAUGAGCACAUGCCCAGCGGCUACCAAACACGCUACCCGACGAGCAGACAGUCCGAGACGGGCCUGCGGGAAACGGUGGUGCGUCUGCGCUUCGUUCUUCAACCGCGACACUACCACAACGACGAACUUCGACUCCGUUGCACGGCCACCUUCUCCAAGCUGCUCACGCUCUCCUCCGAGGAGACGGUCCUCGUCGCCUCCCAGCAGACGCCGGGCUUCCACAUAGCCGAGAGCCGCUCAGGUAGAACAACACCUGGCUGUGGAACGCUCUUCUGGACGGCCCUGGAAGCCGUGUUCGUCUUCUUCCUUCUGCGCUAACGCAUUCGAAGGCCGUGACGUCACAAUGACAAGCGCACACUUGGACAGAGGAGAAUUCAGCGGGGUUUGGCUUAAUGUGUAGCAUCACUGUUGCUCAUGCUUGGCGACAAUCGCGGAUCCGAGGACCCCAGUUCGCCAAAUUCAGUAUCGGCGGAAGACACGGCAACUGUGCGCGUUCAGUGCGUCGUGCUUCGAACUGCAGUGCUGGGAUGACCGCUAUGUGUGUCUAUGCUUCCGGUGGCGAUUUGUUUUGUUCUUGUUGUUGUUGUUACACUCCUAUGUUACAGUGUUGGUAAGCAGUUGCUGCGGCCCUGCACCGACACGACGUGUUUGAUAGGCAUUUCUGUGAGAGCCGCGAUGUUGUCGCUGCAUAGUUAAGCAUUCUAGAAUGUGUACAAGAGAUGGGAACUGGCGACGUCUUAUCUCCGAGAGGUGAAGUCGCUGGACAAGACGUGCUGCGGGUGUGUUGAGCAUAAUCCCGGUCGAUAAGCAGUUCAUUGAGGGAUAGAAGGCAAAGGAAGCGUCGCAGCAAUACGAGGACAUGACCCGCUAUCCCAGCAGCCCGAACAGACCGAAGGCAGCGGUGACGCAAUAAAAGUGCCUCUACUA